UCCAAUCAAAUAAAACACCAAACACUUUGUUGGGUUCAUAGCUAAAUUAGAAUUCUGUAAAUUUCUCUCUGCAAAAAUCAAGGAUCAAACGAUGACGAUACGUUUCGUGUUAAUGGUGAACAAACAAGGCCAAACUCGGCUAGCUCAGUACUACGAGUACCUCACUAUCGACCAGCGCCGUGCUCUUGAGGGUGAGAUCGUCCGCAAAUGCCUCGCUCGCAACGAUCAACAGUGUUCGUUUGUGGAGCAUCGCAAUUACAAGAUUGUAUAUAGGCGCUAUGCAUCUCUAUUUUUCUUGGUUGGAGUUGACAACGAUGAGAAUGAGCUUGCCAUUCUGGAGUUCAUACAUUUAUUGGUAGAAACCAUGGAUCGACAUUUUGGCAAUGUGUGUGAGCUGGAUAUUAUGUUCCAUCUAGAGAAAGCGCAUUUUAUGUUGGAGGAAAUGGUGAUGAAUGGAUGUAUCGUGGAGACGAACAAAUCUAACAUUUUGGCCCCUAUACAGUUGAUGGAUAAAGCAUCUUAAUUAUGUGCCUGGAUGAGGUACAUUUUAGGCUAUAUUGUAUAUGUUGACAUUCUUCUUUUCGCCAAAUUCACAAAAUCAACAGAAUGAGGACAGUGCUGUUAAACUUUUUCUCUGUUGUAUACUUGUAUGUUAACAAUCAUUAAGUUUGUUACUAAGCCUGUUUUAUUUCAAGAAUGUUAGUGGAACUUUCCUUUCUAUGGAAUAGCUGUAAUUUUGUCAUUCAUAUGAGAUAAAAUGAAGUUAUGUUAUAAUUUAAGGCUUAUACAA
This is a messenger RNA of Chenopodium quinoa (quinoa), 790 nucleotides long. RefSeq names its product AP-4 complex subunit sigma. Gene Ontology annotation, biological process: vesicle-mediated transport; protein transport. NCBI's taxonomy places the organism in Eukaryota, Viridiplantae, Streptophyta, Magnoliopsida, Caryophyllales, Amaranthaceae. The transcript has 4 exons. The record is from RefSeq and is a predicted model, not a curated record. Bases 92 to 523 code for a protein of 143 amino acids. Gene Ontology annotation, cellular component: intracellular membrane-bounded organelle.